Molecule: messenger RNA, 2055 nt
Organism: Selaginella moellendorffii
Lineage: Eukaryota; Viridiplantae; Streptophyta; Lycopodiopsida; Selaginellales; Selaginellaceae
Exons: 4
Coding region: 265-984 (239 amino acids)
Source: RefSeq, a predicted model, not a curated record
AGAGGAGAAGAAGGAUCGGUUCGUCUGAAUCGAAGGCGCUGAGCUAGGGUUCCAGGCGAUGGAUUGUCAGCCGCGGCGGAUCGCCAUCGCGGACUCAUAAAAACAGGCGCCUAGCAGCGCGCAAGAAUAGGCGAUCCAGGUAUUUCCCAGAUCAGUUCGUCAUAAAUCUAUUCGUCCCGGCGUUGCGGCGAUGCUCGUCUUCCUGGGCUUGGGGCGAGCCACCAACAGGCAGAGAAUCUCAAGUGGCUCCUCCGGCUUGUCAACAUGAAGGGUUUGUUCCAAGAGGGACUAGUCAGUGAAUCGGAUGUCACGUCCUUGCGCCAGAAGAUACUGGACAACAUCGAUGUUUGCUACGAUGGAGGCGAGUACCCCCAAGUGACGAGAGACAAGCUUCUGUUCCUCCAGGAGCUUCUGUGCGCGCGAUGCAUCUCGGAAGAAGAGUAUCCCGCGGUGAAGAAGUCGCUUCUUUACAGGCUAGCAGCUCAAGGGGCGGAGAUCAAUGCCAGUGACAUUGUCUUGUCGUGCCCGGCAGCCACAGCCAGUGCUCCAACUUCACCUGUGAGAGCAAGGAUGAAGAAUGCAGAGUCAACAGGAGAUGAUCCUCGGGAGAAGCUAAAGGACGAGGCAAUGCAAAGAGUAGCGAAGAGCAAGUCCCCGGUGCAGCACUUGUUCGAAGCUGCAAGCAGAGUGGGAAGAAUAACGAGAGAAGAGUUCCUCACGGACUGGACUCGACUUUAUCAGUGCCAGAGACUAGAGUCUGACACCUCGGAUCAAUGCGGGUCGCCCCUCUUCUACUCUCCAAGCGGUUCCGUGUCCACGAUGGAAAGCUCUUCCAACGGUUUCUUCUCUACGGUUGGAAGCUCUCCAAAGGCUCCUCCAUCCGCCGAAGCAUGCUCAGACGAUGAUGGAAAGUCCUUCCAAGGCUCCCGCGUCUGCCGAAGCAUGCUCAAAGAAGAACUCUGCAUCAGUCGAAGCGUGCUCUAAGAUGUCCAAGAUAGAAAUCCUGCAAAGGCUCCUCCAUCAGCUGAAGCGUGCUCUAAGGACGGCUUUGUGUCUACGUUGAAAAGUCCUUACAAGGCUGCAACACCCGUCGAAGCUAGCUCUACAAAGAAGUUCCAAGCCAAGGGGGGAGCUUCUACUGACUUUUAUAUUGACAAGGUUCUUGGCGAAAACAUUAAGGAGCUUGAGCGAGAUCAACAGGCAGACAGUUCUAUGAUCAUGACACUGACUCAUUGCAAAUGGGUGGCAGGAACGAUCGAAUAGAUGCAAUUGCACCAUGGCUCUAAGUCCGAGCUGAUGCGCUUCUUUCCAAAGGCCAUGUUAAAGACAUGGAAGCGGCAAGCAAGAAUGCGAAGCAGAAAGCGGCGAUCUGGGAACAGUCGCGAGAACGACGCCACAACAAUGCCAUCACAUCUAAGCAAAUGAGCAGCAAAUCCAGCGUGAACACCCGGUGCUUCACAAGCACGGACGAGAGCUCACCCCGGCCAAACAAAGUCACAAUGCGAGCGUGGAGCAAUCCGAGAGGGAGCUGGACGGGAAGCUAUGCGCGGAGAUUGAGAAGCUACCACACAGAAAAACUCUAGAAUUUCAAGCAGUCUUAAAACGGGCGAGGCAUGAUCAUCUCGCCAACCUUGAGCUAUAGCCUUUAGUGUUUUUGCGAUGCAAUCAUCGCCGGGAGAUCCAGCCACUUCCGCGGCUAAUCCAUGGGCUCCUCGCGAGCAAGUGGACUUGGGCUUUGAUUGACCAGCUCUACUCAGGACGAACUCCACUCAGACAUUCACGUAAGAACUGUCAUUUCUAUGAUCAUGACGCUUACUCAAUUCGUGGUGGUGCUGGUGGUGGCGAGAAGGAAAGUUUUAAGAUUACACUACACACUCUGGAGGUUCUUUCGUCUCGAUCUUUAUUUUUCUCUCUAGCUAUCUUUUGGAUGACUCUCUCGUUCUAUCUCUCUUUCUCUUUCUCUUUAAUUUUCGAUUGUCUCGAAGAUCACGGGAUUGUGUUCUUCGUUGUUCGAGUUUUGGUUGGUGUAUAGUAAAGAAAGAAUAUUCAGAUUUU